Lottia gigantea (owl limpet) is the source of this 1777-nucleotide messenger RNA. RefSeq lists its product as hypothetical. Gene Ontology annotation, molecular function: ATP:ADP antiporter activity. NCBI's taxonomy places the organism in Eukaryota, Metazoa, Mollusca, Gastropoda, Lottiidae. The transcript has 2 exons. Gene Ontology annotation, biological process: mitochondrial ADP transmembrane transport; mitochondrial ATP transmembrane transport. Bases 1 to 966 code for a protein of 321 amino acids. Gene Ontology annotation, cellular component: mitochondrial inner membrane. The record is from RefSeq and is a predicted model, not a curated record.
AUGCCGAUGGCAGACAAAAAAGCCGCCCCUAAAGCCCCAGAAAAGAAGAAAGAAGUAUUAUCGUUCUUUGAGAAUUUUGCUCUCAGUGGAGCAGCUGCCGUCAUUUCCAAGACUGCUGCAGCCCCUAUUGAAAGAGUCAAACUUUUAGUACAAAAUCAAGAUGAGAUGAUCAAACAAGGUAGAUUGUCUGAACCAUACAAAGGAGUCAUUGAUUGCACAAAGAAAACCAUGGCUAAUGAAGGAUUUCUGCCAUUUUGGAGGGGUAAUUUAGCCAACUGCAUCCGAUAUUUCCCAACCCAAGCUCUUAAUUUCGCUUUCAAAGAUCAGAUCAAAAAGCUCUUCAAACAGAAGAAGACUGACCCAUACAUGGUAAAUUUUGGUAAGAAUAUUGCCUCUGGUGGUACAGCUGGUGCCCUCUCCCUCUGCUUCGUCUACUCUCUUGAUUAUGCUCGAACCAGAUUAGCCAAUGACGCCAAAUCUUCAACUAAAGGUGGAGGAUCCAGAGAAUUCAAUGGUUUGAUUGAUGUUUACAAGAAGACCUUAAAAACUGAUGGUAUUCAAGGACUCUAUAGAGGUUUUGUCAUCUCCUGUGUUGGUAUUGUUGUAUAUAGAGGUUUCUACUUCGGUCUCUUUGAUACCUUGAAACCUAUCUUAUUGGGAGACAGUGCUAAUAUUUUAUUAUCAUUUGCUCUUGGUUACACUGUUACCAUCACCAGUGGUUUAAUAUCCUACCCGAUUGAUACUAUUAGAAGAAGGAUGAUGAUGACAUCUGGACAAGCAGUUAAAUAUAAGGGAGCAGUUGAUUGUGCUCUCCAAAUUAUGAAGAAUGAAGGUUUCAUGUCCAUGAUGAAGGGAGCUGGUGCCAAUAUCUUGAGAGGUGUAGCUGGUGCUGGAGUAUUGUCUGGUUUUGACAAGUUCCAGGAAAUAUACAUUAAUGCCAAGGUAACUGGUAAAUUACCAUGGUAAUUGUACUACAUUAUAGAACUAUUUAAUAAUUUUAGGAAAAAAACUUUUAAAAAAAAAAAGAACUAAUGUGUGUAUAGUUCAUGAACUUUUCGCAUAAAACUAUAAAUGAAUUAAUUUGUAGUAUAUUCAUCUUUUAAAAGUGUAUUAACUGAAACUUCUAUGUACAGGCAUUUCAUUUUUCUAACAAAACCUACAACCAUUUUGUUAGAAAAAAGAUUGACCUCAAACCACUUUUGAUGUAAAAAAUGUAGAUUUCAUUUGAAUUGUACAAUAUUAGUAAAAGACCAUGCCACCUUGAAAUUUGUUAUGAGUAAAUGUCUAUUUGCUGUGCUUAGACAUGGAUAUAAAAAAUAUUUAAUGUAGCUGUUUUGUUUAUUAACUUAAAUCACAGUUGCUGUCGUGCUUGUCCCUAGGUUUGCUUACAUUGCUGGUUAGUAGUGUGUUUGCCGUUCAUAUUGACUGGAUAAUCUUCGAGAGGUGGUAAUUGGAACUAAGACAGUUGUGUUAUAUCAAACUUUUGGGCCAUCUUGCACCAUAAUAAUUUAGUAUAUGGAGAAACAUCUGUCCAAACCAAACCUCCAUUCGGUCAGUAAGACCAAAUCACGGAAUAGGAUGAUCGAGGACUAACUUUUCUUAAUUGGGUAAAAGAUGACAAGUAUUUGUUAUACUGUGGAUAAAUGAGAAGAAAACUUAGUUAUCUGUUUUCGCCAAGUUUGCGAGCAUGACAGAAAUGUGAUCAAAGUCUGUAUAAGUGUAAGGAAAUUGUUGUGGUCCAUUUAUCUUUUUGUUAUAAAGUAGAGUUACUUCCCUU